This is a messenger RNA of Homalodisca vitripennis (glassy-winged sharpshooter), 2070 nucleotides long. RefSeq lists its product as uncharacterized. The record is from RefSeq and is a predicted model, not a curated record. The coding region runs from base 201 to 1424 and encodes 407 amino acids. Lineage: Eukaryota; Metazoa; Arthropoda; Insecta; Hemiptera; Cicadellidae. The transcript has 2 exons.
UGGUAAGAUACGAGUAGUUAGUGCUAUUACCUUGGGAAAGGUUAUUGGCUACAUAUAUGUGCUCAGUAGCAUCGAAUGAUUGAGAAAGUUGUAUAUUACACUGAUUCAAUGAUGCUGGCGAAAUAGAGAGAUUUCUGAAAUGAUAGUGUGUUUAAUUCUAUUGCUCUAGUGAUGGCAAGAGUUAACUAACAUAAACAGCCAUGUCCAACUACCGCCCAACGUUUCUCAAUGAGGAGGUCCUCACGGAGUGCCUCCGUAGUGAAGAAGGGAGUUGUAAAGUGAUCUGUUUUGAGAUAGAACCUGUUCUUCCAGAAACUUUGAACUUCGCUAGUAUUAUCCUUAGAGUGAGAGCGCAAUACAGAAAGGACGGAGAAGUAAACGCCAGAGAGAUCAGUCUUAUUGUUAAAGUCCCUCCAGAAAAAGAGUGCUUGAAUUGGGGAGAUACGAUGUGCCGUAAAGAACAUAAUUUUUAUUCCAUUAUUGUGCCACAUUUUUCCAAAUAUUUUGAUGUUAGUAUAUUCCCCAAAAGUUAUCCCAUAUCAGUUCCAACAGUUGUGGUCUUGGAGGAUCUAUGUGUGUCUAACUACAAAGAAAAAACCAGAUUCGACCAACUGGACUUUAAUCAUUGCAAGCUAUUUUUCGAAGCAGCAGCAAGGAUGCAUGCUGCAAGUAUAGUUAUGGUCGAAACAGUACCAAAUAUCAUCGACGUGUAUGGGACUGAGGGUAAUGUGCAGAAGGACGAACAUCCUCAAAUGAAAAAAUUGUUUAGUAGUUUAAUAUCCAUAGGAGCUAGAAGUCUAGCCGAUUUAUUUAGGAACAAUGCUGAUUACAAAGACGUCGUGGAAUUCUUGGACGAUAUUGCAGAUAAUAUUUGGAGUCUUAUAAUUGCCGCUGAAAUAUCAACCAAGUGCUUGAAAAGUUUUGUUCAACGUGACUGCUAUGGCGCAAAUAUGAUGUUUAGAUACGACAAUUUUGGUAAAGUUGAAUCUAUCAAAAUUAUAGAUUUCCAAAUAUAUUCAUAUUUACCUGCAGUAAUUGAUAUCAUAAACUUUGUCUGGAGAAGUGCUGACAAUGACGUCAGAGAGAACCAUCUGGAUGAGUUGUACAAGAUAUAUUGUGACAAUCUCAACAAAAGUCUGUCAGAAUUUGAGAGCUCUAAAUCAAUAACCUUGGAUGAACUGAAAGAGCAACUAAAUAUCUUCAGUCCUUGGGUGCUUUACAUGAUUUGCUUCUAUCUCCCGUAUGGUCAAGCAAAACAUCCAAUACCAUUCCGAACACUCCUAGACAGCAGCGUCGAAAACCCACAGAAGUGUUACGAUUUAGUCCGGGGAAUGAUAGCGGAAUCGCCGACAGUAUUUCCUAGUAUUUUAAAACAUCUAAGAGAUCAAGGUGUCAUGGAAAGUAUAAGAAAGCAUUAUUUGUGAAAUUUAAAUAAAAUAAUCUGCUAUGGAAAAUUAACUACUGAAUUUGUGUUCGUGAGAUUCUAGAGAGAAAUAUAUGACAAGUUGCCCAAGUUCUGAUGUGGCAAUUUCAACAGAAAUAUUUUAGAUUAAAAGGGUUAAAAAUCACUCAACUUUAAAUUAAAAAACUCUUUCAGUUCUUGGCCUGUUUUCCUUUUUAUGGCAUAUGCUCAAACAAAAUCCCAAUACCUUCACCACACAAUGUUUGAAAGGUACUGUAUAACCUUAGAAGUAUUUAGGUUUAAUAAGUGGAGUAGUAAGUAAAUGAUUGAAAUGUUAUUAAUAUCUGUAAUGAUUAUGUUAUACUAGUAUUAUAAGAUACAACGGAGAUAUAUUUUAAAAUACUGUGUUACAUGAAAUCAAAUAGUGUCAACAACUUAAAAUAAAAUAGUCUACCGUUUAAGAGAUACUAUGUAAUAUGUAUACGAUAUAAAUAAGUUAUUGCAUAUAGUUCUGUAAAUGUUUGUCUUUUACUAUUCAUUUUCGUAAAAUUCUCUCAUCCAAGGAGAAUGAAACGCUGAACUUUAUCAUUAUGCUCAGCAUAUUUCUUUACCUAUCCAAAGCAUUUGACUGUGUGCAUCACGAAACACUGUUGCACCAGUUACAAAAA